Molecule: messenger RNA, 876 nt
Organism: Cladocopium goreaui
Lineage: Eukaryota; Dinophyceae; Suessiales; Symbiodiniaceae
Source: the annotation of a GenBank genome assembly
AGUGGUCGUCCAAACGGCUCAAGCUCGCCACCGUCCACAGCCGAGAGAAGUCCCCGUGACCGGCUGGAUGGUGUCCUUGGAGCUGGCGCGGGUGGCCGAAAGGGCCGAAAGAUAUGAUGAUAUGGCGGAUUACAUGCAGGCGCGUGUCACGGAAGGCCACCCACUCGACACCGAGGAGCGAGAUAUGCUCUCGGCCGCCUUUAAGAACGCCCUGACGGAGCGACGCAUGGCGGUGCGCAUUGCCGUGCAGGUGCAUGCACAGGAGCUGGAGGAAGGACGGGUGGAACAGGCCAAUUUGGCGGAUGGCUAUAAGACCCGGGUGGAGAAUGAAUUGCAGUCAAUUUGCAAGAAGGUCUUGCAACUCCUGGAAACCGUGUUGCUGCCAAAUGCAGAGCCAGGGGAAGCAAAGACCUUUUAUUUGAAGAUGCAGGGAGACUACUGCCGUUACAUGGCCGAGUUCACCUUCGCGGAGACCUUCCAGCGCUACAGUGCCGAGGCGCAAAGCGCCUACGCCAGCGGCAUGGCGGAGGCAGAGCUGCUGCAUCAGGUGCACCCGGUGCGAUUGGGCCUGGCUUUGAACUUCUCAGUCUUCCAGCACGAGGUGUUGCGGAACACAUCACAGGCCAUUGCGAUUGCCACAUCCACACUGGAAAGCGCCAGUCGGCAUUUGGAUGAAGUGCCAGAAGAGACCAGGAGUGAUGCCUAUCUGACUCUGCAGUUACUUCAAGACAACACGCAGCUAUGGACUUCAGGGCUCGACGCCUGAGCCACCGGAGCGCGGCGGGAGUUGUUUCAAGGACCAAAACUUGUUGGGUUAAAUGUGCCGAACCAAUUCGAUCUGAGUCUCACGGCAGGAUGCAGGGAAAGUGGCAGAAA